Messenger RNA from Gigantopelta aegis, 746 nucleotides. Its product is annotated as methylmalonyl-CoA epimerase, mitochondrial-like. Gene Ontology annotation, molecular function: methylmalonyl-CoA epimerase activity. Gene Ontology annotation, cellular component: mitochondrion. The record is from RefSeq and is a predicted model, not a curated record. Gene Ontology annotation, biological process: L-methylmalonyl-CoA metabolic process. NCBI's taxonomy places the organism in Eukaryota, Metazoa, Mollusca, Gastropoda, Neomphalida, Peltospiridae. The coding region runs from base 26 to 520 and encodes 164 amino acids. The transcript has 6 exons.
GAAGACAACUCCUGUUCAACCGACAAUGUUGGUUUCUAGGAUUUCUGCACAGUUGCGACCUUUGCUUCUACACAGUUUCAGAGGGAUUCAUGCAUCUCACUCGGCUGCAGCGGCAUGGAAAAUCGGGAACCUGAAUCACGUGGCGAUCGCCUGCCCUGACCUGGAGAAAGCCACAAGCCUCUAUAGAGACAUCCUAGGAGCCAAAGUUAGCGAAAAACAAGCCCUACAUGACCAUGGUGUUUAUGUAGUGUUUGUGCAGCUUGGAGAGGCUAAAAUAGAGCUUCUUCAUCCACUGGGUGACAAGAGUCCGAUACAGAAAUUCCUGCAGAGAAACAAGAACGGUGGAGUCCACCAUAUAUGUAUUGAGGUUGAUAACAUUGAGGCAGCUAUGAAGGAUCUAAAAUCUAAGAAUAUCGGAUUACUGAGCGAAAAAUCAAAGAUCGGUGCUCACGGCAAACCAGUGGUGUUCCUGAACCCUAAGGACUGCAACGGUGUAUUGGUAGAAGUAGAAGAGAAAUAGAGAGUCUGUCCUUGUCUCUUUACAGUCAGCAGUAUUAACUCUCAACAGUAGAGUUGAUGAUUCCAGGGCAGUGUUUAACAUAGCUUGAGUACUCUGAUGGUAAGAGAGCUAAACGGACGUUUGGACAGUUAUCAACACUCUCUAAUGACCAAUCUAUAUAAAUUAAUACCCUAGUUUCUAAACACUAACACAUAUUUUUGACUAUUAUAACCGUUUUUUAUAACUU